AUGCCAGCUAACACGCAAACUUCCCGCGCAAAGACCCGUGCCUCGCUCCGGUUCAGCACUUACAGUGCCGCCGCGCCGUCCCUGGCCGCGACUGUUGAAACCAACGACUCCGCUACCAACGAAAUCCGCGAUAUUGCGACCGGUCUCGAUCGCAUGGAGAACAAGGCUCUCUCCUCCCAGCGCGUCAUUCUGAGCGAGGAAAAGACGGAUUCUAUGCAGAAGCUCGCCCUCGGUGCCAAGCUGGACCGCGCGCUCGACCGCCGAAUGAGCAGCCAGGAUGCCGUCAUGCGCCCACGAGGCAAGAGCAGCGUCAACAAAACUCUGGAUGAGAAGGCACAAUAG
This is a messenger RNA of Clonostachys byssicola, 342 nucleotides long. The record is from the annotation of a GenBank genome assembly. NCBI's taxonomy places the organism in Eukaryota, Fungi, Ascomycota, Sordariomycetes, Hypocreales, Bionectriaceae.